Molecule: messenger RNA, 1149 nt
Organism: Zasmidium cellare ATCC 36951
Lineage: Eukaryota; Fungi; Ascomycota; Dothideomycetes; Mycosphaerellales; Mycosphaerellaceae
Exons: 3
Coding region: 1-1149 (382 amino acids)
Molecular function (GO): oxidoreductase activity; zinc ion binding
Source: RefSeq, a predicted model, not a curated record
AUGACUUCUACCAAGGCCAUUGUCGCCCAUGAUACGUUGCAGAAUGGCGGGUGGAAGAUGGAGGAGGUGAGCUUGAGGCCUUUGGCUGAGGGUGAGCUGUUGGUCGAGAUGGUUGCCACUGGAGUGUGCCAUACGGAUGCUUUGAUCGGUGGUCUGCCUGGUGGAGCAGCUCCAAUAGCUUUCUACCCGAGAAUAUUAGGCCAUGAAGGCUCCGGCUACGUCAAAGAAGUCGGCCCCAACGUCACGGUGGCCCAAGCCGGCGACCCAGUCCUCUGCUCCUUCGCCUUCUGCGAGAACUGCGAGAUCUGCAAGGCAGGCCACUACUCCAACUGCAAUGCCUUCAACGAGCUCAACUUUGGCUCUUGGCCCGCCUUCCACCUAGCCUCGAAGUCUGGAGAACCAGAAGUCGGAGGGUUGUUCUUCGGGCAAUCGUCUUUUGCCAACUUCAGUAUUGUCAAGCAGUGCUCGGUGGUGAAUGCCAAGGGAAUCGUAGACAACAAGAAAGAUUUGCAGUUGUUCGCCCCGUUGGGCUGUGGGAUUCAGACCGGCUCCGGCACCGUAAUCAACGUCUCCGGCGCGGGCCCAAAGGACGCAAUCUGCAUCAUGGGCCUCGGCGGCGUGGGCCUCUCCGCAAUAAUGGGCGCCAAAAUCCAAAACUGCCGCAUGAUAAUCGGCAUCGACAAAGUGCCCUCCCGCCUGGCCCUCGCGAAAGAACUCGGCGCAACGCACGUCAUCGACGGCAGCAAACUCGACGAAGGCAAGACCCUCGGGGACGUCGUCAAGGAGCUCGCCGACGGCGUCGGCCCCACCAUCACCAUCGACACGACGGGCGCGCCGGUGCUCAUGGACGCCGGGAUGAAGUUCACCCGGAAUCGCGGGAAGUACAUCCAGGUCGGCUCGCCGCCUUUCGAUUACACGCUCAACAGUGUGAGUGGCUUUGAGUUCAUGGUCGCGGGCAAGCAGUGGAUCGGCGCGAUUGAGGGAGGGGCGCAUCCGCCGGAGUAUGUUCCUAAGAUGAUUCGGUGGUAUCGUGAGGGACGGUUCCCGAUUGAUCGGUUGAUGAAGUUGAUGCCGGCGGAGGAGUUUGAGAAGGCUUUGCAUGAGAUGCAUGAUGGGACGACGAUUAAGCCGAUUUUGACGUGGAGUUGA